Messenger RNA from Frankliniella occidentalis (western flower thrips), 2468 nucleotides. It is a transcript of the gene ITP, whose product is annotated as ion transport peptide. NCBI's taxonomy places the organism in Eukaryota, Metazoa, Arthropoda, Insecta, Thysanoptera, Thripidae. The coding region runs from base 371 to 751 and encodes 126 amino acids. Gene Ontology annotation, biological process: circadian rhythm. Gene Ontology annotation, molecular function: neuropeptide hormone activity. The transcript has 3 exons. Gene Ontology annotation, cellular component: extracellular region. The record is from RefSeq and is a predicted model, not a curated record.
CGCUCCCGUCAGUAGUCGGUCGCUCUUUUGCGCGGGAAACGUAGACGGGUGUGGAGCUGUGCCGUCCAAAGUUCCGCGGACCGCGUCUUGCGAGCAGUUUGGUUGUGCGGUGUAUACUAGUUGAGUUUGUGCUCAGUGCUUGAAGAAGAGACUUACGUGUUAAAGUGAGUUCAGUUGGCCGAAUCAUGUCGGAACGUGCCCUCAGUGGUAGAAUGGCAAUUAUGGCAAGGAUGCUGAAGUGUGGUAGAAACUCUGAAACGUCAUCGAUUCUUUGACAAAGGAUUUUCAUCAAAACCGAAAUGUACAUCUCAUUUGUGGUUGUCAGUUGAAAGUUUUACUGAAACUUCGUCCUACGCUCAGCAACCGAAGGAUGCCCCCGCUAGUGGCGCGCUCGUGGGCGUGUUCGUUGGCGUGCGUGGCGCUCCUCGGCUGCCUGGUGAGCGCCCCGUGCUCGGCCAUGGUGCUCGGCCACUACGCGGGUCACGUGGGCCACCUGGGCCACCCGCUGUCCAAGCGCUCCUUCUUCGACAUCCAGUGCAAGGGUGUCUACGACAAGAGCAUCUUCGCGAGGCUCGACCGCAUCUGCGAGGACUGCUACAACCUGUUCCGGGAGCCCCAGCUGCACUCGCUAUGCAGGAGCGACUGCUAUAGCACCGUAUACUUUAAAGGGUGCCUUGAGGCCCUCCUGCUCAAGGAGGAAGAAGCCAAGUUCGACCUGAUGAUAGAAUCUCUGAGCGGAGGGUUGCAGUAGCGCGCUAUGCCACGCUACGCCACGCCCCACCCGGACCCCCGCAACGCCCCACCCCGCUAGCAACCGCGCUACCACAAACUUAUUCUAGUCCUCAAGAUGGUGAACAAAAUGCGACUCAAUCACCCAGUGUAUUUUAUUUAAAUUAUUAAUUAUUAUAGUUAUUAUUAGUAUUAUAUCAUUAAAUGUUUAUAAGAUUGUUAAGGUAUUUGCGUACAAACUAACUAGUGCUGCAUUUGUGAACAAACUUUCGUCCUCUAUUCUCUAUUUGUGCUUCUCGCGAGUAUAUUUCUGUGACCCUCCUCUCCUCCCUCUCCUGGCAUCCUGUCCUCGUUCGCUUUCUCGCUCCUUUCCUGACUCACUCUCCCCCUCGAUCUUCCUUUUAAACAUAGGAACUAGCAGCGAAGGAUUAGACUAUUUUGUUUGUCUAUUAUGAUGUGUGUGGUGCAAUAAAGGAUUGUGCGCCAAAAACUCAUCUUGAGUCAAGUGUCAUUUCUAAAUUAAGGUUUGGUAUGUCUGCGUGUCUGGAUCACCAGAAUGAAGUGAAUGUAGUUGUAUGCGAUUUUUAGAACAUUUUACGUUUUCUAAUGUGUUUAACUCGCUUGAUAACUGAUCAUAAUUUAGUAAACACCUAAACCGAAUCACGAGUGCGUUAAGUGGUUACUGUACCUGUAUACGUCUCUGCUAUAGUCCUGUAAACUAAUCUAAGGAAUGGUUUAUUUUUAAUUGUAGAGGGCGUAAGGAAUAGUGCUAGGAGAUAUGCGACUCCGAUCACUUUGGCACUCCGGCUCUACGAAAAAAUGAGGCAAAUCUGUUUUAAUUUUUAACAGUGACUGUCAGAUGGGAGAAGUGCUAAGUUUUUCAAGUCUUAUUGUAAAGUUUCAAUUUUUACUGUGAAUAGGCCAUUUUCAAAUAUAGUUGCAGUAUAGAAAACAGAAAAGCCUAAAAGCUUUCAUAUUUUAAUUUCAAAUACAGUUUUUAGAGCGUUCCCAAUAAUAAUGCUAUGGGCUCAUUUGGUACUUAUUUGACAGCCUCACACUUAACAACCAUAUUUUGUUGUUGUUAUUUUAUUAUUUCAUUUUUAUAUGAUUGUAAAUUAGUGUCCAUCUGGUCUUUUUGAAAGCUAACAAAAUGAGCAGGGCUGGUAGAUUAUCUGCUCCAAAAGCUUUUUGAGAUGUAACUAACUUCCAUAAGCUAAGUUUUUUGCAUGCAUCAAAACAAUGACAACCAAUGUUUGUUUUUUUCUCAUUCAAUCACACUAUUUAAAUGUUCAGCAAAAAGUAUACCACAUACUGUAAACGGUCUUCCAUCAUCACAACUUUGUUUUUGGCAAAAUUGGGGUUGAUUCUAAGACCGGAAAAUGCGCCUAGUUGACCUGGCGUGUAUUAUUUUUAUCGAGACUGCCAGCUCUGUCCGCUGGAAAUUUCAUUUUCCUCUGAGCUCGGCCGUGUGGCUGAGGCCAGCCCGGAGGGAAAAUCAUGAGAAAACGGUCACGCUCAGUAUUACAAAACAAUCUCAAUAAAUCGGAAUAAGUACUGCUGAAAAGCAUUGUGUGCUUUCUUUUUACUGUGUAGUGAAUGUAAGAUGGGUGGGAUGUUGUUGUAAGUCUGUGAGCAUUCCAAUCUCUACCCCACCCGGUAGCAGUUCCUUUUAAUUCAAUUUGUUUAAGUGACCAAAGAGCUAAGCCGACAAUAAUAUAAAGCCGUUUUCUAAUAAACAA